GUUGUUUUCCCUUGGCACUCUCUCUAUUCCCCUCACCGAUAACGGAAUCCAAAUAAUCGGCGAUGUUUUCACUCUCUCUCUCUCUCUCUUCCACCAUCGCCGAGUAACUCACAAAUGCAACUACCUUAACUAGUUAUUUCUCUCUCUCUCUCUUUUUUUUUUUUUUUACGGUUGCUUUGUUCUGUGAGUUUCUCAACACUCCUAUUUCAUUUGUUUCCGGCAGCCGGAAAAUUAUCCGGCGUGUACUCCGGUACGAAAGAACCAGCUCAGGAUUCUGUUUUCUUUAUAUUUUGUUUCUGUUUUCCUCUGAUCGGAUCUAUUUUUCGCCGUCGGAAUAAUCAUCGGAAGAAAAUCGACGGCGAUGUUGAAGUGAGAACGAACUAGCUGAGUUUUAUUGCUUUAAGCUAAUAAAGAAAUAGAAAGAAAAAAUAAAUAAAUAAAUCUAAGAGUUCGGUUUAGGUUGUUGAAGAUUUAUAAGAGGCGUAUCGUAUUAUCAUCAUGUUCGAUCUUAAUCUAAAUGCGGAUUGCGACGAUUCGACUCAGAACGGUGACUCGGCAGUUGUGACGCUGUGCGAGAAGCUUCCAGAAGGUUCCUGGAACCAAAUGACGGAGUCGACCGGGACAUCGAACUCCUCCGUCGUCAAUGCCGACGGUUCGAGCAACAACGACGACUCGUCGUGCUCUACGCGCGUCACCGACAACGCGCUCACUUUCAAUUUCGGAAUCCUGAAAGCGGACGACAACGGCGUCGUGACGAAGGAGCUGUUUCCGGUGAACGGAGGAGCGAACUUCGUUGAUUCCGUGAACUGGCAGAAGAGUAAGUUUCAAGGAACGAACGGCUCGAUUGAUCUCUCGUUCAAUCGGCAGGGAGUGGUGGACGGUGAGGUAAAGGUGGUUCAGGUUCAUCAACCGGCGAAGAAGAGUAGAAGAGGACCAAGGUCUCGGAGCUCGCAGUACAGAGGCGUCACCUUCUAUAGAAGAACAGGACGAUGGGAAUCGCAUAUCUGGGAUUGCGGUAAACAAGUUUAUUUGGGCGGAUUCGACACUGCUCAUGCUGCUGCUAGAGCCUAUGAUCGAGCUGCUAUUAAGUUCAGAGGAGUUGAAGCUGAUAUCAAUUUCAAUCUGAGUGAUUACGAGGACGAUCUUAAACAGACGAAGAAUCUAUCCAAGGAGGAAUUCGUGCACAUACUCCGUCGCCAAAGCACUGGUUUCUCAAGGGGGAGUUCAAAGUACCGAGGAGUGACACUCCACAAGUGUGGCCGUUGGGAGGCUCGAAUGGGACAAUUCCUUGGCAAAAAGUAUAUAUAUCUUGGGCUAUUCGACAGCGAAGUAGAAGCUGCAAGGGCUUAUGACAAGGCUGCUAUCAAAUGCAAUGGAAGGGAAGCAGUGACUAACUUUGAGCCAAGUACAUAUGAAGGAGAGAUGAAAUCUCCAGCCAUCAAUGAAGGUGGCAGUCCUAAUCUUGAACUUAAUUUGGGUAUAGCAACUCCAGGACAUGGUCUGAAAGAAAACAGGGGGCAACUCCAGUUCCCCUGGGUCCCUUACAGCAUGCAUGCUGGAAGAACAAUGCUGGAAACCAAUGUUAAUUCGGUAAUUGGUAAUCCAUCUUCAGAAAGGCUAAUUGCAACUGAAGAGCAUCCUUCUCCGUGGAAUGGCGUGAAUCCUAGUUUCUUUCCCAAUCAGGACAGAGCUGAUAGGAUCAGCAUAGAUCAUUCCAAAGGACUCCGCGGUUGGCCAUGGCAAAUGCACAACCAAAUCACUGCUACCCCAGUGCCUCCUUUCUCUGUUGCAGCAUCAUCAGGAUUCUCCAUCUCAGCUACAUUUCCAUGGAACGCCAUCUUUCCGGCAAAAUCCAUGAACUCAACUCCCCAAAGUCUUUGUUUUCCUUCAUCUGCCGCUCCUAUCAGCACUGCAACUCAAUAUUACUACCAGGCUAAGCCCCGGCAGGCACCACCCUAGCACCUGUAAAACAGAUUGAAGACAAAACAAUAAGAAUUUGUUUGCUUUCAAAAUUCUUUGUGAAAUUAGGCUACUGAUUGAUGUAUUCUAAAGACCUGAAAUAUGUUCGUUGCUGUUUGCUUAAA
Molecule: messenger RNA, 2084 nt
Organism: Arachis stenosperma
Lineage: Eukaryota; Viridiplantae; Streptophyta; Magnoliopsida; Fabales; Fabaceae
Product: ethylene-responsive transcription factor RAP2-7
Exons: 10
Coding region: 499-1959 (486 amino acids)
Biological process (GO): regulation of DNA-templated transcription
Molecular function (GO): DNA-binding transcription factor activity; DNA binding
Source: RefSeq, a predicted model, not a curated record